Messenger RNA from Dovyalis caffra, 1155 nucleotides. Lineage: Eukaryota; Viridiplantae; Streptophyta; Magnoliopsida; Malpighiales; Salicaceae. The record is from the annotation of a GenBank genome assembly.
AUGAAAGCACUAGUGAUAACUGUACCAGGUGGCCCAGAAGUGCUGCAAUUACAAGAAGUUGAAGACCCGCAAAUGAAAGAAGAUGAAGUCUUGAUUAAAGUAGAAGCCACAGCCUUGAACAGGGCCGAUAGUCUCCAAAGACAAGGCAAGGAUCCACCUCCUAAAGGAGCCAGCCCGUAUCCUGGUCUUGAAUGUUCAGGGACUAUUGAAGCUGUCGGAAAAAAUGUUUCCCGCUGGAAAAUUGGCGAUCAGGUUUGUGCUCUUCUUAGUGGAGGAGGUUAUGCAGAGAAAGUGGCUGUUCCAGCAGGACAAGUGCUUCCUGUUCCACAGGGUGUUUCCCUUAAGGAUGCUGCCGCUUUGCCUGAAGUAGCAUGUACUGUUUGGUCAACUGUUUUCAUGACGAGUCAUCUGUCUGCUGGGGAAACGUUCCUGGUUCAUGGGGGCUCUAGUGGAAUUGGUACAUGUGCAAUUCAGAUAGCUAAACAUCAAGGGGUUAAAGUGUUCAUGACAGCAGGGAGUGAGGAAAAACUAACCGUUUGUAAGGAUCUUGGAGCUGAUGUGUGCAUCAAUUACAAGACCGAGGACUUUGUGGCACGAGUGAAGGAAGAAACUGGUGGGAAAGGUGUUGAUGUUAUUCUGGAUAGUAUUGGAGCACCCUACUUUCAGAAAAACGUGGACAGCUUAAAUAUGGAUGGGAGACUUUUUCUCCUUGGCUUCAUGGGUGGAGCUGUGACACAAGUAAAUCUGGCUUCUUUGUUUGCAAAGCGCGCCACAGUGCAAGCGGCUGGCUUGCGAUCUAGAACUCUGGAAAACAAAGCAGAAAUUGUUAGUGAGGUGGAGAAGAAUGUUUGGCCUGCAAUUGUUGCAGGCAAGGUGAAGCCGGUGGUGUACAAGUAUCUUCCAUUAUCUAAGGCAGCAGAGGGUCACCGGCUCAUGGAAAGUAACCAGCAUAUUGGGAAGAUCGUGCUUAGAGACAGGCAGUGCUCGGAAACAGCAGAGGCCACAGUGACCAUUGCCAAUAGUCCAAAACCAAAAAGGGUUCCAACUGGAAAAGAAAGGCCCAGAAUCAGAGAUGAUGAAGUCCUAAUUGAACUUAAAGGCCACAGAUCCUACCAAAGCAACAUAGCUCAGAAAAGGAAAGGAAAACACAAGUAG